AAAGCCAAAGCUGUGCAUGAGUGGAGAGAGAGCCAAGAACAAUCUCUCUCACACCGACACUCUCAGAUCUCUCCUCUUCUCUCUUCUCCGAUAUUCAGAAUCAUAGACAACUGAGCCACCACUCAUGGAGGCCAAUGCCGGAAUGGUCGCCGGCUCGUACAAGCGCAACGAGCUCGUUCGGAUUCGUCACGAUUCCGAUAGCUCUUCAAAGCCCUUGAAGAAUCUGAAUGGCCAGAUAUGUCAGAUUUGCGGUGACACUGUUGGACUUACAGCUACUGGUGAUGUCUUUGUUGCCUGUAAUGAGUGUGCCUUCCCUGUGUGUCGGCCUUGUUAUGAGUAUGAGCGGAAAGAUGGGAACCAGGCUUGUCCACAAUGCAAGACUAGAUAUAAGAGGCACAAAGGGAGUCCUCGUGUGGACGGAGAUGAGGAUGAGGACGACAUUGAUGAUCUUGAGAAUGAGUUCAAUUACGCACAAGGAACUAGACGCCAGUGGCAGGGAGAUGAUCCUGACCUCUCAUCUUCCUCUAGACAUGAAUCUGGACAACCAAUCCCCCUUCUCACAAAUGGACAGUCGGUUUCUGGUGAGAUUCCCUGUGCUACUCCUGACAACCAGUCUGUGCGAACAACAUCAGGGCCUUUGGAUCCACGGCAGCCAGUUCCCGUGAGAAUAGUGGAUCCUUCGAAGGACUUAAAUUCUUAUGGGCUAGGAAAUGUUGACUGGAAAGAAAGGGUUGAAGGGUGGAAACUCAAACAGGACAAAAAUAUAAUGCAGAUUACCAGUAGAUAUACUGAAGGAAAGGGGGAUACGGAAGGCACUGGUUCAAACGGAGAAGAACUCCAAAUGGCUGAUGAUGCUCGACAACCUCUGAGUCGUAUUGUUCCCAUCUCUUCCUCUCAUCUGACACCGUAUCGUGUUGUGAUCAUACUUCGGCUUAUCAUUUUGUGCUUCUUUUUGCAAUACCGUGCAACUCACCCAGUGAAAGAUGCAUAUCCAUUAUGGCUAAUAUCAGUCAUCUGUGAGAUUUGGUUUGCUUUUUCAUGGCUUCUGGAUCAGUUUCCAAAAUGGUUUCCCAUAAAUCGUGAGACCUAUCUAGACAGGCUCGCACUGAGGUAUGACCGUGAUGGGGAACCAUCUCAGUUAGCUCCAGUAGAUGUGUUCGUGAGUACAGUGGAUCCCAUGAAAGAACCUCCUCUGGUUACAGCCAACACAGUUUUGUCCAUACUUUCUGUGGAUUACCCUGUGGACAAAAUCUCUUGCUAUGUAUCAGAUGAUGGAUCUGCAAUGCUGACAUUUGAAUCCCUUUCUGAAACUGCGGAGUUUGCAAGAAAGUGGGUGCCGUUCUGCAAGAAACACAACAUUGAGCCUAGAGCUCCUGAGUUUUAUUUUGCUCAAAAGAUUGAUUACUUAAAAGACAAGAUACAACCUUCUUUUGUUAAAGAGCGCAGAGCAAUGAAGAGAGAGUAUGAAGAAUUCAAGGUAAGGAUCAAUGCCUUGGUUGCGAAGGCACAGAAGAUGCCUGAAGAAGGUUGGACAAUGCAGGAUGGGACUCCAUGGCCUGGGAACAAUUCUAGGGAUCAUCCUGGAAUGAUCCAGGUCUUCUUAGGCCACAGUGGGGGCCUUGAUACAGAUGGCAACGAGCUGCCUCGACUUGUGUAUGUUUCUCGUGAGAAGAGACCUGGCUUCCAGCAUCACAAAAAAGCUGGAGCAAUGAAUGCAUUGAUUCGGGUUUCAGCUGUCUUGACAAAUGGUGCAUAUCUUUUGAAUGUCGAUUGUGAUCACUACUUCAAUAACAGUAAAGCCGUCAAGGAAGCCAUGUGUUUCAUGAUGGACCCAGCUUAUGGGAAGAAGACCUGCUAUGUACAGUUCCCACAACGUUUUGAUGGGAUUGAUAUGCACGAUCGAUAUGCCAAUCGUAACAUUGUCUUCUUCGAUAUCAACUUGAAAGGGUUGGAUGGCAUCCAGGGUCCAGUCUAUGUGGGAACUGGUUGUUGUUUCAACAGGCAAGCUCUAUAUGGGUACGAUCCCGUUUUGACUGAGGAAGAUUUGGAACCAAACAUCAUCAUCAAGAGUUGCUGUGGUUCAAGAAAGAAGGGAAAGACCAGCAAUAAGAAGUAUAUUGACAAGAAGAGGGCUGUAAAAAGAACUGAAUCUACCAUUCCCAUUUUCAAUAUGGAAGACAUUGAGGAGGGUGUUGAAGGUUAUGAUGAUGAGAGGUCCCUUCUUAUGUCUCAAAAGAGCUUAGAGAAGCGUUUUGGUCAAUCUCCAGUUUUUAUUGCAGCCACCUUCAUGGAACAAGGGGGCAUUCCACCUACGACAAACCCUGCAACUCUUUUGAAGGAAGCCAUACAUGUUAUAAGCUGUGGAUAUGAAGACAAGACCGAAUGGGGAAAAGAGAUCGGAUGGAUCUAUGGUUCUGUGACUGAAGAUAUUUUAACCGGGUUUAAGAUGCAUGCUCGUGGUUGGAUAUCAGUCUAUUGCAUGCCUCCCCGCCCAGCAUUCAAGGGGUCUGCUCCCAUCAAUCUUUCUGAUCGUUUGAACCAGGUGCUUCGGUGGGCAUUGGGAUCUAUUGAAAUUUUGCUCAGCAGACAUUGUCCCAUAUGGUAUGGCUACAAUGGAAGAAUGAAGCUUUUGGAGAGAAUUGCAUACAUCAAUACCAUUGUUUAUCCCCUUACCUCCAUACCACUGAUUGCAUACUGUAUGCUUCCUGCGUUUUGCCUUCUCACAAAUAAAUUCAUCAUUCCUGAGAUAAGCAACUUCGCUAGUAUGUGGUUUAUUCUUCUCUUCGUUUCGAUUGCUGCAACUGGUAUUCUUGAGCUCAGGUGGAGUGGAGUUGGUAUUGAUGACUGGUGGAGAAAUGAACAGUUCUGGGUCAUUGGUGGAACAUCUGCUCAUCUUUUCGCUGUCUUCCAAGGUCUCCUAAAAGUUCUUGCCGGGAUUGAUACCAACUUCACUGUCACGUCAAAGGCCUCUGAUGAGGAUGGGGAUUUUGCAGAGCUUUAUGUGUUUAAAUGGACAUCACUUCUCAUCCCUCCCACCACGGUUCUCAUCGUGAACUUGGUAGGUAUUGUGGCCGGUGUUUCAUAUGCCAUAAACAGUGGGUACCAAUCUUGGGGGCCACUUUUUGGCAAACUGUUUUUCGCCAUGUGGGUCGUUGCCCAUCUUUACCCAUUCUUGAAGGGUCUGUUGGGUCGCCAAAAUCGUACCCCUACAAUCGUCAUUGUGUGGUCUAUCCUCCUUGCUUCUAUAUUUUCCUUGCUAUGGGUGCGCAUCGAUCCAUUCACAUCCGACGCCACAAAAGCUGCUGCAAAAGGUCAAUGUGGCGUCAACUGUUAGUUCACUUCACAGGCAUACUUGCUGUGGAAACGCCAUUUCUCUCCACUUUUGUGUGUAUAUAACAAGAUGUGAAGUAAAGUCAUCUACAGAACUUUUUCUGUUCAGUCUCUGCAGUUGAAGUCCCAAAAGGGAGUCUGGUGGAUACGAAAAAUGAGAGGAAACACCUCCGAUACCUUUUUGUUGCUCCUUUCACAAGUAUUUAUGUUUAUUGAACUUUGAUGUUAGUGAUUGUUGUGCAGUAUUUGUUAUGAAGAGGAUGUAGAAGCCAAUUAUUGCAGCUGUUGGUCUGAAUUGGACACUAUUUUGUGCCAAUGCUAAAUUUAUUUAUGGGGUAAACUUAUUCAUGUUGGAAACUACAAUUCAAUACAGAUUCUUUGUUUCUUUGUGUGUG
Fragaria vesca subsp. vesca is the source of this 3725-nucleotide messenger RNA. RefSeq names its product cellulose synthase A catalytic subunit 1 [UDP-forming]-like. The record is from RefSeq and is a predicted model, not a curated record. Gene Ontology annotation, cellular component: trans-Golgi network; plasma membrane. The transcript has 14 exons. Gene Ontology annotation, biological process: cellulose biosynthetic process; plant-type primary cell wall biogenesis. Gene Ontology annotation, molecular function: cellulose synthase (UDP-forming) activity. NCBI's taxonomy places the organism in Eukaryota, Viridiplantae, Streptophyta, Magnoliopsida, Rosales, Rosaceae. Bases 125 to 3334 code for a protein of 1069 amino acids.